Molecule: messenger RNA, 855 nt
Organism: Homarus americanus (American lobster)
Lineage: Eukaryota; Metazoa; Arthropoda; Malacostraca; Decapoda; Nephropidae
Product: elongation factor 1-beta-like
Exons: 4
Coding region: 95-757 (220 amino acids)
Biological process (GO): translational elongation
Cellular component (GO): eukaryotic translation elongation factor 1 complex; cytosol
Molecular function (GO): guanyl-nucleotide exchange factor activity; translation elongation factor activity
Source: RefSeq, a predicted model, not a curated record
CCGAACAGUUAUCUGGUCUCUUGCCGUCCAACUGUUGCCUGAGAGGUACGGCCGUGCACAGGGUGUUGGUAUUUAGACACACACAGCUAUUAAAAUGACAAAUUUCGGCAACCUGAAGAGUGAUGUUGGUGUUAAAGCCCUCAAUGACCAUCUAGGGGACAAGAGCUACAUCGAAGGCUUCUCACCCUCUCAGGCUGAUGUCAGUGUGUUUGAAGGAAUUGGUAAAGCCCCUGCAGAAAAAUUUGCACAUGCCUUGAGAUGGUAUAAGCAUAUUACUUCCUUUGGCAAUGAGAAGUCUAAGUUCCCAGGUGUCAAAAAGCCUCUUACUAAUGCCCCUGCCCCAGCUAAUGAUGACGAUAAUGAUGAUGAUGAAGAUGUUGAUCUGUUUGGCUCAGAUGAUGAUGAAGAGGAGAGUGCCGAGGCAGCCCGUGUAAGGGAGGAGCGCUUGGCGGCUUAUGCAGCAAAGAAAGCAGCCAAACCAGGUCCAAUUGCGAGGUCCCAGAUAUUGUUGGAUGUCAAGCCCUGGGAUGAUGAAACAGACAUGAAGGAAUUGGAAAAGAAAGUUAGAACCGUCACCAUGGACGGCCUAGUUUGGGGUGCUAGUAAGCUUAAUCCUCUGGCGUAUGGUAUUAUGAAGCUGAGCAUCCUGUGCACGGUGGAGGACGCAAAGGUCUCGGUCGAUGACCUUACCGAGAAGAUUCAAGACUAUGAGGACUUUGUCCAGUCCGUAGACGUUGCAGCCUUCAACAAAGUAUAAGCUCUCUGUCUCUAGGAGCUUCCAGUUGUUACAGUAAUAACGUUGAAAAUAAAAAAAAACUCGAAAAAAUAUUUUUAAUAAAGUGUCAAACUUAAAAA